Messenger RNA from Leopardus geoffroyi (Geoffroy's cat), 2708 nucleotides. It is a transcript of the gene EVA1C, whose product is annotated as eva-1 homolog C. NCBI's taxonomy places the organism in Eukaryota, Metazoa, Chordata, Mammalia, Carnivora, Felidae. Gene Ontology annotation, cellular component: extracellular region. Bases 1164 to 2516 code for a protein of 450 amino acids. Gene Ontology annotation, molecular function: carbohydrate binding; heparin binding. The transcript is spliced from 8 exons. The record is from RefSeq and is a predicted model, not a curated record.
UCUACUGGCCUGUCCGAGGGGGUUUGGGUCGCUGGAGCCCCAGGUACCCGUACCCCGCGCGAAGCCACGAGUCCACAUGCCUUCCCACGCACUUGUCCUCUAUGUACCCGAGUCCCGGCCACACAACCCGUUCCUCGCCCACGGGCUGGGCCUGGGUCACACUGCGCGUAAUCGAGAGGUUCAGAAAGAUGCGGUGGCCCAUUUUAAAACAAAGCCCAAUUAUUAGCGCUCGGUGGCUAUUUAUGCCCGGCCAGUGUCAGAUCCUCUGAGCGCUGCGGACAACCAGUACCCAAAGGAAGCGCACAGUCCCAACCAGAAGAAAGAAACCGGCUCUGGAGUCUUCUGACCCAUUUUGAACCCCCCCUCCCCCAACCCCGCGCUCGCCCACUCGUUCGCGUCCUGGCUGCGUUAGCUCCGGCAAAGCGCGGAGUCUCAGUCUCCUCUUCCAAGAAAUGGGGAGAACUGUGCGUGCUUGGUGAUUCUACUGCGAGGCGCGCAGCAGGUCGCAGGGACGUCGGUGCUGUAGUCACACACCUCCAAGACCCCACCUUCUCGCGGCCCCUGCCUCGGCCCCGCCCCGGGGGCUCCUGGGCUCAACCCGCGGCGCUGGCUCCGAAGUGCGUCACGGGCACCGGCCGCGCUCCUCCGGCAGCCAGGGCGAGGCUGGCACCUGGCCAGCGCGGGCCGGGCCAGGGGUGCCGGGCCGUCUCCGGGGCGGGGACCCAGGCGUGGAAGGCGCUCAAGUUGCGCGGCCCUCGGCGCGCUGUUGGGGGCGCCCUCCGCGGCGGGCAGCUCGCCAGGGACCGGCCUCCGCAGCCCGCCGGGCGCGCUAAGGCUGCACUUUCCCUUCGCCAACACCCCCCCACCCCCACCCACCCCCACCGGUUUCCUCCCGCGGGGCGGCAGCGGAGAUUUCCUCUCGGGGAAACUACGCGGAUCCUUCCCGGGGCUCCUCGCCCCGCCCCACUUCUCCGCCCCCUCCCCUUUGCUGGGGAGCCGGUACCGGCCUGCGCCGGGAAGAGGCUCUGGCAGCCUGAGCGGGAGGUGGCGGGGGGCCACGGAGCCGCUGGCCACUGACUCGCUUCGCCAUGUGACGCUGCCCUCCGCCCAGGGACCCCCAUCGAGCCCCCGGCCCGCGCCCGCGCUGGAUCGCGCCGGGCACCAUGCUUCUGCCGGGCCAUGCGCGCCCGCCGCCCGCGCCGCAGCCCGCGCAGCAUCCUGGACUCCGCAGGCAGGUAGAGCCUCCCGGGCAGCUCCUGCGCCUCUUCUACUGCACUGUCCUGGUCUGUUCCAAAGAGAUCUCAGCGCUCACGGACUUCUCUGAAAGCUGCGAGGAAUGGACGUUCCCUGACAGUAUCGGCCCUUCUGUGGGCUGUGGGGAGGAGUGGAUUUGCCGGGAUCACAGAAGUCUGCGAACCACCGGGGGAAGUGGUUACCUAACCAAACUCCUGCAGAACCACACCGCCUAUGCCUGCGAUGGGGACCAUUUGAAUCUACAGUGCCCUCGGCAUUCUACGAUAAGUGUCCAGUCGGCCUUCUAUGGGCAAGAUUACCAAAUGUGUAGCACCCAGCCGCCUGCCUCCCAGAGGGAAGACAGCUUAACCUGCGUGGCACCCACAACACUGCAGAAGGUGCUGGAUGAAUGCCAGAACCAGCGUGCCUGCCAUCUCCUGGUCAAUAGCCGUGUUUUUGGACCUGACCUUUGUCCAGGAAGCAGUAAAUACCUCCUGGUCUCCUUUAAAUGCCAGCCUAAUGAACUAAAAAACAAAACCGUGUGUGAAAACCAAGAGCUGAAGCUGCACUGUCACCCAUCGAAGUUUCUCAACAUCUACUCUGCGAGCUACGGCAGGAGGACCCAGGAGCCAGACAUCUGCUUCUCAGAAGCAGAGCGGCUCCCCCCUUUUGACUGUCUGUCUUACUCAGCUUUGCAAGUGUUAUCCAGGAGAUGCUACGGGAAGCAGAGAUGCAAAAUCAUCGCCAACAAUCACCAUUUCGGGAGCCCGUGUCUGCCAGGAGUGCAAAAAUACCUCUCCGUCACCUAUGCCUGUGGUAUAAACUUUGACCCAAGCGAAACGAGGGUUCUGAGGAAAGACGGAGUUAUCGUUAGCAACUCUCUGGCUGCCUUUGCCUACAUCAGAGCCCACCCAGAGAGAGCAGCCCUGCUGUUCGUGUCCAGUGUCUGCAUCGGUCUUGCACUCACAUUGUGCGCCCUGGUCAUCAGGGUGUCCUGCACCAAGGACUUCCGGGAGCUGCAGCUGGUGAAGGAGCACCUCGUGCCAGGAAGUGACAAGGCUGAGGAAGACAGUGAGGAUGAAGAGGGGGAGGAGGACUCUUCAGACUCUGAUUUCCCAGGGGAACUGUCUGGGUUUUGUAGGACUGCGUAUCCUGUCUACAGUUCCAUAGAAGCUGCAGAGCUGGCCGAAAGGAUUGAGCGCAGGGAGCAAAUCAUCCAGGAAAUAUGGAUGAACAGUGGUUUGGACACCUCACUCCCGAGAAAUAUGAGCCAGUUCUACUGAAAAAGAGACACGUCUUAUGCGAUCACACUUUCUGAAGAGGGAAGGAUCCAGAAUGCCCCUCCGGUUCUAUUUCACUCGUACCUUCCAUGAAGGAGUAUUUGUUAUGUCAUCCAAUACCGGUGAAGCCAGAAGCUGUUAAAGGGACCUUUCAAACUGUUUACAGCACAUUCAAAAUAAAUUAGGAGGGAAGUC